Molecule: messenger RNA, 831 nt
Organism: Penicillium coprophilum
Lineage: Eukaryota; Fungi; Ascomycota; Eurotiomycetes; Eurotiales; Aspergillaceae
Product: dodecenoyl-CoA isomerase
Exons: 2
Coding region: 1-831 (276 amino acids)
Biological process (GO): fatty acid beta-oxidation
Cellular component (GO): peroxisomal matrix
Source: RefSeq, a predicted model, not a curated record
AUGUCAAACGAGCAACUCAUUACUGUUACCUACCAAGGUCACAUAGCGAUCGUGACACUCAACCGACCCGAUAAGCUAAACGCUCUCAAUGGCGACCUGUACUACUUUCUAGCCGAGCGUCUACGCGAAAUCGACUCACGAGAAGAUAUCUUCAUUACUGUUCUGACCGGCACAGGUCGCUUCUUCUCUGCCGGAGCCGACGUAACAACCACACGUCCUGGCAACGGCGAUCUCAGCUCAGACGUGCGCCGCGAUCUAGUCAAGGGCUUCGUCGCAAAUAACGUCGACGUCACCCGCACCUUCUACAACCACUCUAAGAUCUUGGUCGUAGCCCUGAACGGGCCCGCUGUCGGUCUUUCGGCCGCAUUGGUUGCUCACGCUGAUUUCAUUUACGCUGCUCCCCACACAUUCAUCUUGACCCCCUUCUCCUCGCUCGGACUUGUCGCAGAAGGUGGCGCUAGUCGUGCCUUUGUCGAGCGUCUCGGAAUUGCAAAAGCAAACGAGGCGCUCAUUAUGAGCAAACGGAUUACAUGUGAUGAACUUGUUUCUACUGGCUUUGUGAAUAAGGUCAUCACAUCGGAGUCUGGGAAGAAUGAUGACUCUGAUGGGUUCUUGAAAAAGGUGCUUGAGGAGGUUGAUGAACGUCUUGGUACACAUUUGAACCAGACUAGUCUUUUGAAGAUUAAGGAACUUAUAAGACGGCCGGAGAGGGAGAUUUUGGAUCGCCAGAAUAGCCUUGAGGCGUUUAUGGGUCUCGAGCGCUUUUUGUUGGGAGUUCCGCAGGAAGAGUUCCGGAAGUUGGCAUCUGGGGAGAAAAGACACAAGCUUUAG